AUGGCGGAUUAUCAUGGUUGACAUUUCUGCGACAGGAGCUUCAAGAACUGUUGUUCGAAAAGGAACCGGUUUAGAAACGCCUAAUUAUGGUUCUUCUUGUCAAGGUAACGAUCUUCUUUUCUCCUGGAUUUUUUUUGGCCUCAGCGUACCGAUAUAAUAUGAGCUAGUAGACCUACACUCUGCAUGUACUGGUUUUGCAGUGAAACUGAAAGUUUUUCGUCAAGAUGAAAGCGUAAUUCAAGAGUGCGAGAAGAAGAUAAUAAUCGGUGAAGGUGAGUAUCACUUCUUUUACUUUUAUUACUGGACAUCUUGUCCAUGUCAAUAAACCGGGAUUUAAGCCUAGCUCUACAUCUUAUUAAGUUACUGAAGAUAAUUAAAUCAUCUGUAAGACUUCAAUCUUUCUUUGGCCAACCCCAGUGAUGCCAACUCUCCCGCUAUUGGCGGGAGACUUACGCUUUUUUGCCUCGUCUCCCGCUCGCCCGCUUUGGUACAUAAAUCUCCCGCUUUUUACGUCCACUAUAAAUAUGGAAUACUUAGUAAAAAAUAAAACAGACUUAGUUUGAGAUUUAGCCCAUUUUUAGCUCAAAACUUGAAUUUUUCUUAUUCGCAGGACGGUUUCUGGGGCUUUUUUGCACGUAUUUAGUCAUUAACAAAGAUUAUUUCUAGCAUCAAAACGAUGCUUUCGAAUUUUGAUAGUAUAUUGAUCAUGUAUUAAAGACGUCACAUAGUGUCCUAAGUCAUUCCCAUUGAGGGCUGGGUCAGUUUUUCGGAGAAGGGGGGAGGCGGGGGUGGGGGGGGGGGGGGGGAAAAAAAGAGUCUCCCGACUUUGGGUCUCCAGGGGUUUGCAUCUCUUCAACCCCAAAGUGCUGAUUUUGAAUUUUGAUUUGAGGAUGGGGGUCAGGGGUACGCCUUAGAUCUACAGCACUGUAGGUAUUAGUUGUUAUACAGUGAAUAGGGAGUAUCUCGGAUAAUAGCACUUGGGAGUAAAAGUGUUAAAAUAGAAACCUGUCAUUAUUUGUGUGGGGGCGGGAGGGGGGUGGGGGUGGGGGGGAGGGCUGGUUGUUACUGCAUAAGGAGUAUAGAGGCAUGGCAGAGGUGCCAACCUCCAGAGAUCUAUCUAAAAUCUGUUGACUCUCUUUUUUUGUACAAGUUAUGACAAGACUAUGGUAUCUAUCAUGAACAAAAUCCUGCGCUGUGGUACAUGUCGCCAUUCAUUUGAAACCCGUCUGAUAGAACUUAAAUUGUAUAGUGCAAUUAUUAUAAAUUUGAAUGGUUUAGUGAAUUUUAUACUUUGGAUUUAAUAUCAGAUUAUGACUAGUCACCUACAAAAGUAUUGUGAAUACCCUACCCUGCAAGCAAGGUCUCUUCACUCUUGGCAUAGGGCGGUGGCGAAAAAGGGACUGUAAACUAAAUAAUCACUUACUAAAGAGUUUAAAAUUCCUGGUUUUAUAGGGGACAGUGAAGUGUCAGAGUCCUUGGAUAGAUGCUUAGAAUGUAUGCAUACCAGUGAAGUUUGUGUUAUACCAUACACCAGUGAUAGCACCGACAAAGAGAAAAGUGUUUCUUCUGAGAGUGGUCUACAAUGUGAAAUUGAGCUUCUUUCUUUCUAUAAGGUAUGUGACCUGCAAAUGCCAAUAAUCAACUGUCUCUUACUUACAUGUAUAUAUCAUCAUUAGUAUAAAAAGUAAAAACUGAGCAUCAUUUCACAUAAUCUGCCCAGUUGUUGUCUUUAAUUGAUCUAUAGCACCAUCAUACGACAUCAUAUAUGUCGCAGUACUGUAUUUUACAUGUUUUUCAAGCCCUGGGACCACUGUAAUUAGCUUAAGGCUGAAAGUCAUGACCCCUACCAAAUUAUGUGUUUUUUAAUUCUUUAUUUUGCGUAAUACAUCUAUUAUCCUUCUUUUUUUGUGAAUCAUGUAUAAGGCAAAGCUGAUAAAAUAAGUAAAAUAGGUAAAUAUGUAUUUCCGAAAAUUAUUGGAGUGUUCAAAACAUCUUAUAUUUGAUUGGAUGAAAUUCAUUAUGUCUCCUUAGGUAACUUAUGAUGUGACUGUAUGUACCAAUCUUACAUAAGUUUUCCCUUUGAAUCUGUUACAGGCAAAGGAGCCUUGGGAAACUUCCCCAGAGGAAAAAGUGACAUUGGCCAAACACCAUAAAACCAAAGGAACAGAUUGUUUUAAGGUCAACUGAACAAUAAGCAGAGGGUUCAUUAGGCAUCGGAGAUUGGAGAAUUCUCUGUUUAUAAGGCUUAAUUCUCCGGCGAAUGUUUGAUAGUCUAUGAUUAUAUUAUAUUCAGACGUGGAUCCUCUUUUAAAAUACUCUCCUGUAACAUUACCUUUCUCUAGUCUGCUACACAGCCGUUAUUAGUGUCGUCACGCCACGCUCCUCCUAGUAGGGAGGAGCAUUGCGUGACGACACUUCUCCUGCUACUAGAAUUCUUAAUGAAAACCCUGAAUAAGUGUCAGUAGUAGUUAGUUGCUUGUAGUUUAACACAUUUUAUAAAUUCUCCUUAUUACGGUGCAGUAAAUGAUUAAUCUUAUCAUGUCAAAAAUCCAUAACCCACAUUUAUGUCGAUGUAGGGGUACCAAGGGGUGAAUGGUGAACCCAAGACUUGCUCAGACACUCAAACAAAGACCUUACAAGAAAUUAACCUUACAAAAAGGAAACUAAAUUCAAAGAAAAAGCAAACAAGCAAUAAAUAAAAAACAAAGUCACACAAAAACAAACCAAAAACAACAACAACAACUCAUCAUUACAUAUAUAGCAUUUUUUUCUGAGAUUUCAAGAGUGGGUGAAAAGUUUCUGAGUCCCACAUUUUCUGUUAGGUGUGGCUGUAUUCAGGUUGGAAAAGGCAUUCAAGUCCUACAUGUGUAUUAAUACCAAACCCACCCUUUUUUCUGAUACAUGUAAAUAUAAGUAGCUGUUGUUCUGCAUGUGUCAGGGUUUUGCUGAUCUCAUGUUAUAUAGUCCUGAAUAGUUGUCCAUUUAUUUUUUUAUAUAUACAGUACCCGUAAUCAUUGUGUGCACCUGUUGGGAUGGAUGUUGACACUAAAAUUUUUGCUAUUUGAUUUGUUUUUUUUGUCUAUAAAGAUCCUCUACUAGGGAAAUACGUAAAGUGUAACUAUAUAUGUAAAUUUUAUGUAAUUUUAGUCCACUGGCCUUGUGCCUCCCCUUUUUUGUUGAACUGCAUGCAUAAUUAGUAAAAAGGGAACAAAAAGGGUUUGAGAGGUUUGAGAUAAUAUUAUUACCUGAGCCAAGUUUUCAAGUGCUUGAUUUUUUCCUCUUCAACAUAUUUUUUAGGCAAGUAAGUGGCUGUGUGCAGCCAGACGCUACAGCCAAGCCCUGAAGCAACUGAUCUUAAUUGGUGAUCAGUUACCAGAGAAUUGCAGAGAAGAGUAUGACCAGCUUAGAGUUUCAUGCCUUCUAAAUUUAUCAGCAUGUCAAGGAAAAAUGGGACAGUAUGAAUUUGUUGCACAAAACUGCACAAAGGUUAGAGUUAAUAAACAUAGUGUCUUUUAGAGUGUUUAUAUGAGAAUGAUUUUUUAUGUUAAUAGCUCUAGGCAGUAGAAAUGCAAUAGUAGGCCACUUCUGAGUUCCAAAAACUCUCAGUUUCAAAAUGAGGCUAGGUGCACAACCUUUCUUGUGAAAAUGAGUUGAAAACGGGAAAUUGAUGAGUGCAUUUAAUUUUAUGCAAGAAAAGGCAAAAACAAAAACAAAAACUCUCACGCUUUACUUGCCCAGAGUAACUAAUUGCUUGUCUUUAUAGAUAAUGAUUUAGUUGGAAGACGAUCUGCCUCGACUCUAUGCCCAUUUGACAAGUGAGCUUAAACAGUUUCUUUUCCAGUAAGAAAACCUAUUUGUGCUGGACGAUAAGAUGGGACUGUUUCGAGCCCUCUUUUUAGCAUAAUAUAUCAUAAUUUUUAAGCCUUUACAAUGUCAUUAAUUUAUUAUAAUAGAGGUAUGAUGAUGAUCUCAGUGAAUAUUUAGGAAGAAGCAUCGGUAUAUCUCUCACAUUACUUCUAUUUUUUUUUUGUCACCCUUUAGGUUCUUGCAAUGCUGCCAACAAACAUCAAAGCAUUGUUCAGGAGAGGACAGGUAAAAUGGUAAAAAUGUAUCAGGUAUAAGUACAGAGUUUGAAGAAAAAUUACUAUAAAUGCAGAGUGUGAUCCGCCGGUAAUUAUGCCACAAAGAUGUUUAACUUUAAUAAACAUAGGAGUUCAUACCAUGUAAUUCAUUAAUAUUUAAUAAUUAUAUUAUGUUUAAUGAUUCAAUUUUGUUCAUGAUACUUUACAGGCCUUUGUGGUGUUAAAUGAAUUUGAGAAGGCAAGGGAAGACUUAGAAAAGGUAAACACUAGGGCCAUUUAUACGAGGAAAAAUAAGACGCGUCUUAAAUAAGACGCGAACUUGCCGUAUAAACGGCACAUUUCGUCUAAAAUAAGACGCGGCUUAGCUAAGACGCGUCUUAUUAGAUAAGACAUGCUCGUAUAAAUGGUACAGUUCGCGUCUUAUUUUUCCUCGUAUAUUAAAAUGGCCCUAUUGAUGGCAUCAUAGAUGUUUCAUUCUGAGAGUUUCCUGUUCCCACUGAUCUAUCGUGAGGUUUGUCCGUUUCAAAUUUGGUAUCCGACAGAAAGGAAAGUUUGAUAGAUCAUACUAUCGUUAAAAAACAAAUUCAUUUAGAUCGAUCGACCAAUCAAUCAAUCAAUCAAUCAAUCGAUUAUUGAAGGUUAUGUGCCCGAACCCCUCAAACAGUCGGACGUUGUCCCGGUGCCAUAGUGUUCUCCGUCAAAAUCCGUCGAACAGCUAGAUCAGGCCUAGGAUCUACGUCCAAUUUCGCUUACGCUUUUGAAUCAAGUCUGCGAUAAACUUGAUGUUUACCGAUUUGCACCUGCGGGAAAAUCGACCACCCACGCUCUUGUUUAUUUUCUCCACACCUUCCUUCAGUCCCUUGAUCAAGGCAAUACGUACGUUCGUGUAUUCUUUGCUGAUUUCAGCAAAGGAUUCUACUUGGUGGACCACAACAUGCUAGUUCGAGAGUUGCAGCUCCUAGGCAUACACGAAGCUAUCAUUCGCUGGAUCAGAUCUUUUGACAGGUCGAGUGCAGCGAGUAAGACCGUGGAGGGAUCCCACAAGGAACGAAAUUAGCUCCGUUUCUUUUUGCGAUCGUAGUUACUAAUUUGUGUAGAGAUUGGCGUAAUAGGUUAAAAUUAAUAUGUUGAUGAUACUUCAGUUUAGGUUCGCACCAAGUUAUUUGCCUGUCAUUGCUGCAGAUAUCAACACAUAUACCCUUCAGAACGCGACAUGAAGCUUAAUGAAAAGAAGUGUACAAAAAAAGAAAAAAAAAGGUUAUCAGGUUUAUGUUCGCUGAUUGCCAUGGGCAUGGCAGGCCUAUAGCUACACUUAUAUGUAAAGGCAGGCGAGUUACUGCCUGUCAGAAGUUCAGGAUAAAUGCACGGCAACAACCUCCCUUCGUGUUAUCCCCUCCCUCACGUAUCGUUUAUAGUGCUAAUACUUUCUUCGUUCCCGCAAUCCAAGACCCUUACUCGGAUGGACUAUAAUAGACUAAAUGAUUUUGUUAAUGUCAAAUAUCAACAUAUUGUGUAACUGUGCAUGCUUAUUGUUUGCCUACCCAGCAAUUCAGUCAAUCCUGCAAUUGGGUAAAAUAAACAAGCAUCUAUCUAUCUGUCAAUCUAUCUAUUUGGUCACUGAUCCAACGAGAAAUGUUUUAAUGCAAGGGGGUUUAAAUGGAAUCAUAUGCCAUGUCUUUAAACUUUGGUAGUUUCUNCAAUCAAUCAAUCAAUCAAUCAAUCGAUUAUUGAAGGUUAUGUGCCCGAACCCCUCAAACAGUCGGACGUUGUCCCGGUGCCAUAGUGUUCUCCGUCAAAAUCCGUCGAACAGCUAGAUCAGGCCUAGGAUCUACGUCCAAUUUCGCUUACGCUUUUGAAUCAAGUCUGCGAUAAACUUGAUGUUUACCGAUUUGCACCUGCGGGAAAAUCGACCACCCACGCUCUUGUUUAUUUUCUCCACACCUUCCUUCAGUCCCUUGAUCAAGGCAAUACGUACGUUCGUGUAUUCUUUGCUGAUUUCAGCAAAGGAUUCUACUUGGUGGACCACAACAUGCUAGUUCGAGAGUUGCAGCUCCUAGGCAUACACGAAGCUAUCAUUCGCUGGAUCAGAUCUUUUGACAGGUCGAGUGCAGCGAGUAAGACCGUGGAGGGAUCCCACAAGGAACGAAAUUAGCUCCGUUUCUUUUUGCGAUCGUAGUUACUAAUUUGUGUAGAGAUUGGCGUAAUAGGUUAAAAUUAAUAUGUUGAUGAUACUUCAGUUUAGGUUCGCACCAAGUUAUUUGCCUGUCAUUGCUGCAGAUAUCAACACAUAUACCCUUCAGAACGCGACAUGAAGCUUAAUGAAAAGAAGUGUACAAAAAAAGAAAAAAAAAGGUUAUCAGGUUUAUGUUCGCUGAUUGCCAUGGGCAUGGCAGGCCUAUAGCUACACUUAUAUGUAAAGGCAGGCGAGUUACUGCCUGUCAGAAGUUCAGGAUAAAUGCACGGCAACAACCUCCCUUCGUGUUAUCCCCUCCCUCACGUAUCGUUUAUAGUGCUAAUACUUUCUUCGUUCCCGCAAUCCAAGACCCUUACUCGGAUGGACUAUAAUAGACUAAAUGAUUUUGUUAAUGUCAAAUAUCAACAUAUUGUGUAACUGUGCAUGCUUAUUGUUUGCCUACCCAGCAAUUCAGUCAAUCCUGCAAUUGGGUAAAAUAAACAAGCAUCUAUCUAUCUGUCAAUCUAUCUAUUUGGUCACUGAUCCAACGAGAAAUGUUUUAAUGCAAGGGGGUUUAAAUGGAAUCAUAUGCCAUGUCUUUAAACUUUGGUAGUUUCUGUUAAUCAGAGACCGGGCCUGACGCCCUUUCUAAUCUUAGAAGGUCAGUUACUGAGGUAUUGAGUUAUACGUGUAUUUCUUUAACUUUUUUUUCCUGGUUUGAUUGAUUUUAGGCUUUGACACUUGACCCUCAAAAUAAAGCAGUUCAAGAACAGCUCAGAGUUCUAAAACAAAAAGCGCGACUCCACGAUCAAAAGAUGUCAAGAGCCUUGGGCGUCAUGUUUGGACGCAAAGUUUAAGUAUUUUCGAUCCAGACACCUGAAUGCCUUUAUGCUGUGGUCAUUCUUACUGGAAGAAACCAGUUUCCAAAACGGUGUAAUGUUUGUCCGAAGGCUGAAAUAAAAAAUACAAUGAGUUGAAAUUAACCUCGCACCCACUGGCUACGAUUCAGCCGUCGCCGUUUUGGUGCAGUAUUUCCAAGGAGGUUUUAUUCAGCGUGUGUGACACUAACUCGCACAGAGAUGAAGGAAGCUUAGAAUCCAUGUAAUUACUUCUUAAUUCUAGUAUUAUACCGUAUAAAUCACUUUCUUUUUUUGUAUUUAGCGGCAGUUUGCUGUUCUGAAACAAUAAAAAAGAAAAGGAAAAUAUUAAAUAGC
This is a messenger RNA of Porites evermanni, 7469 nucleotides long. The record is from the annotation of a GenBank genome assembly. NCBI's taxonomy places the organism in Eukaryota, Metazoa, Cnidaria, Anthozoa, Scleractinia, Poritidae.